This is a messenger RNA of Pneumocystis jirovecii RU7, 840 nucleotides long. RefSeq lists its product as uncharacterized. The transcript has 3 exons. The coding region runs from base 1 to 840 and encodes 279 amino acids. Gene Ontology annotation, molecular function: RNA binding. Gene Ontology annotation, cellular component: sno(s)RNA-containing ribonucleoprotein complex. Gene Ontology annotation, biological process: box H/ACA snoRNP assembly; pseudouridine synthesis; ribosome biogenesis. The record is from RefSeq and is a predicted model, not a curated record. Lineage: Eukaryota; Fungi; Ascomycota; Pneumocystomycetes; Pneumocystales; Pneumocystaceae.
AUGGAAAAUUAUUCAGAAAAACACAAUGGAGAAAAAAAUCAAUUCGAAACCAUGUUAAAACUAAGCGAAAUGAACAAUCAUGCAUUUCAUAUUCCAGGACUUUUUUUGCUCGAAUCCUCAGAAAAAGACAAAAGGCAAAUCUAUGAUAAAGAAUCAGAAAAAUUACAAGAAUUGUGCCCUUCUACUUCAGUAGAACCAACAAUUUUUUCAGAAAAAAACGAAACUUCAAUAAAUGAAUCAAUAGAAAAAGAUACCGAAAAAACUUGUGAGAAAAUCAAUUAUGAUCUUAUCGACAAAGCUCUUGAAAAUAUAAACACUACUAUCGAAUACGACUCGGAAAACAUAUCAUCAGACAGUGAAGACUCAUCUUCAAGUUCAGAAGAUGAAGAAAAAAGUAAAAAUACCUAUUAUCUAGUAUCGUCUCUUAUUGAUCCAGCUAACAAUGUCUCUAAGGAGGACAGUUGCGAGAGUUCAUCUAGUACAAAAAAUAUCAAAAACAAAAGAAAUCAACACAACAAUCAUUUGGAUGAAGAUAGAGUGCUCUCGGAUGACGAAAAAAGUCACAAUGAACAUCGGUUUCCAAAAACCAAAAACGAGAUUCUUUAUGAAGAUAUAAAAAUCAAAAAACCAGAUGUCAUAAUAACCAAUGACAUGUCCAUUGAAUACCUUGGAGAAAUAUCCCAGAUCGUCAACGAUACCAUCGUUAUUAAGGCAUCUGUUUUCGAUGACUAUAAAGUCUUGGACGAAGAGACUUUACUAGUCCUGGAAGACCGUUCCAUUCUAGGACUCGUAGACGAUCCCUGGUCCCUUUUACAUUACCUAAUCAAUACAGAUCUUUGA